Molecule: messenger RNA, 1233 nt
Organism: Daldinia caldariorum
Lineage: Eukaryota; Fungi; Ascomycota; Sordariomycetes; Xylariales; Hypoxylaceae
Product: voltage-dependent anion channel
Exons: 4
Coding region: 1-1233 (410 amino acids)
Biological process (GO): malate transmembrane transport
Cellular component (GO): membrane
Molecular function (GO): malate transmembrane transporter activity
Source: RefSeq, a predicted model, not a curated record
AUGAAUAGUGCAACCCGAGUUAACUCACCAAUCGCUUCCGUAUGCAAUGGUAAGGAGGGCCAUGAUGUCGAGAAAAGAGAAGACAACCUUGACGGUAUCGAUAUAUACGAUCCAGACCGUCCAAAGUUGAAGCUUUCCCGGAGGAUAACUCACUUCACUUGGGCUUGGUUUACUUUAUCCAUGAGCACUGGGGGCCUAGCCCUUUUGAUUUAUGCCCAGCCUCACCAAUUUCCUGGACUUCGACAGAUUGGGUUCGUCGUAUACGUCGCAAACAUCGUUAUCUUUGUCGGCAUAGUCGCCACAAUGACUAUGAGAUUCGUGGUGCAUAAAGGCACUUUCAAGACGUCCAUCACUCAUUCUCGAGAGGCCUUUUUUGUGCCAACAAUUUUUCUCGCUAUAGCGACUAUCAUUACGGGUACCCAACGUUACGCUAUUCCUCAAGAAACUCCGUCCGCCGUAUGGUUUAUAUCGGCUCUAUUUUGGGGUUAUGUGGCAGGCUCGUUGUUCGUUGCCAUCGCUCAGUACAGUUAUGUAUUCAGAACGCAUAGCCUUGGUCUCCACACUAUGAUGCCAACGUGGAUCUUACCAAUAUUUCCCAUUAUGCUCUCAGGGACAAUCGCAUCCGUUAUUGCGGAAAAUCAGCCUCAGAUGAACGCCAUUCCGAUCAUCGUGGUGGGAUUAACAUGCCAGGGGCUGGGCCUCUCUGUGGCGUUUAUGAUGUACGCUCAUAUGGUAGGGCGUUUAAUGUCACGAGGUAUGCCAAACCGCGAACAUCGAACAGGCUUGUUCAUGAACGUUGGCCCACCAGCAUUUACAGCUCUAGCAAUUAUCGGUAUGGCAAAUGGUCUACCUGAUAAUUUGGAUAUCAAUGCGGGUAUGGUGCUUGAUAUGACUAUAAUCAAACCUAUCGCAGUUGUAUGCGCGAUAUUCCUAUGGGCGCUCUCGCUGUGGUGGUUUGGUAUUGCGGUAGUGUCUGUCAUCAUGUCACCACCGGAAUAUUUCCACCUCAAUUGGUGGGCGAUGGCAUUCCCAAACACAGGUUUCAUAUUAGCUACAAUUUCCAUUGGAAAUGAGCUCCAGCAUGAAGGCAUUCGCUGGUUUGCGACAGGGAUGUCUAUUUGCUUACUCCUUACGUAUUGCUUCGUCUUUUACAAUCUGGUCCGAGCUGUUAUCGUUCAAGAUAUCAUGUAUCCAGGCCGCGAUGAAGAUGUACUGGACAACACAGAUAAUUAA